Molecule: messenger RNA, 666 nt
Organism: Centruroides sculpturatus (bark scorpion)
Lineage: Eukaryota; Metazoa; Arthropoda; Arachnida; Scorpiones; Buthidae
Exons: 1
Coding region: 1-666 (221 amino acids)
Source: RefSeq, a predicted model, not a curated record
AUGUAUAUGUUGUAUGUGGUGGUUCUGGAUGCAGACAUGAUAAAAAAGAUUGAAAAACAAAUCUAUAACUUUUUAUGGAAUAACAGUUUCCAACCAUUAAGUAGAAAGAUAUUGCGUAACAAUGAAUUGAAUGGAGGAUGGAAGAUUUGGGAUUUGAGUAUCUUGGGAAAUGCUCUUAAGAUGUCAGUUAUGAUGAACAGUCUGCAGACGAAAGAUCACUCGGUAUGGUACUUGGCGCAAUAUGUGUUGGGGUCGAUAGCUAAGAUGAUCACCCGAAUAGAGGGAAGUUUUCCAUUUAUAGUUAAUGCAAAUAAAAGAUAUAAAAAAUGGAGAAGAGAUAUUGAUAAGGUAUUAAAUGAAAAACCACAGUGGAUAGAGAGUAAUGUAAAAAUGAGACCAGGGAGUAUAUAUGGUAUACUUUAUGAACAGUUUGAGAAUGAUAGAAUGAGGGCAUCAGUUUAUGAUUGGAAGAAAGUAUGGUUAAAUGUGAGUGUCCUUCCAGCCGAGUGGCGUGAAAUAUCCUGGAGGCUUCUACAGAUUAUCAUCAUGAAUAAAGAAUAUUUGAGAACUCACCAUGGAGGAAGGGAUGAAAAUUGCCCAAGAUGUGGUGACAAGGAAUCAAACCUGCAUUUAUUUUGGGUCUGUCCCACGGUAAUUUCAGUAUGA